Molecule: messenger RNA, 1132 nt
Organism: Cornus florida
Lineage: Eukaryota; Viridiplantae; Streptophyta; Magnoliopsida; Cornales; Cornaceae
Product: F-box protein CPR1-like
Exons: 3
Coding region: 222-1124 (300 amino acids)
Molecular function (GO): protein binding
Source: RefSeq, a predicted model, not a curated record
CUGUGAGGUAUUACAAUCAAUAAAGUAAGUGGCACUUCCUGUUCCAGUUUUUAAUGUCAUAGAGUCAUAAUUCCAUUUAUGACAUUAUGGUGUGGAAGCAGCCAUUUUUAAAAACUAAAAAAAAAAAACAAUCCUGAAAAAAGGCCUCUAUAUUACAGUUACUUCUUCCUAUAUAUUCUCAGUUGGAUAAUCCAAAACCCUAGAAUUCAUUGGAAAUCAAAAUGUGUGAACUACCGGCGGAUGUAAUCGUCGAUAUACUUUCUAGAUUACCGGUGAAACCCCUUUUAAAGUUCAGGUUCGUCUCAAAACCAUGGUGUGCCCUAAUCGAUAGUCCAAGUUUCAUCAAAUCGCAUCUGAAUCGAUCAAUCGAAACCAAAACCAAUCGCAGCAUCAUUUGCAGAGAUUGCGACCUCUACUCCAUAGACUUCGAUUCUCUCGAUCACGCCGUAGAGCUUGACCACCCCUUGAAAAAAAGUCGAUGGAGAAGUUACCCGUCACGCCGAUUGAGUUCCCGGGUGGAUUCGGCAUUUGCCAGUUCAUUGUUUAUGGGUUUGGAUUUCCCUUAUUACCUUCGAUACAAGCGAGAGCAUGCUAUGGUGGUUAAUGGGGCUUUGCAUUGGCUUGUGAGUCGAAGACCGGAGUCGGAUAAGGCCAACUUGAUUGCUGCUUUUGAUCUUGGGGUUGAGGAAUAUCGGUUGGUGCCACUGCCUGAGCUUUUGGAUCAGAAUGUUCAUAUGAAUUUGAAGGAUUUUGGAGGAUGUCUGUCACUACUUUGCAAUUAUUUUGAGGUUCGUGUGGAGAUAUGGGUGAUGGAGGAGUAUGGGGUUAAAGAGUCUUGGACUAAAUUGUUUUCUGUUACUCAACCAAGUAUGAUUAGGUCAUUCGAUUAUGUGAGGCCUUUGGAUUAUUCGAGGAGUGGUGGGGAAAUACUUUUGGAACAGGAUGGGAAAAAGCUUGUUUGGUAUGACUUAGAAAGGAAAACAGUAAAAAAUGUUAGGAUUCAUGGUUUAGACCAUUUAAUAGAACCUUAUAUUUGUGUGGCAAGCCUUGUUCCGCUUCGUGGUGGUGAUGGUGAAAUGGAUGGUAAGAAGGAGCAACUACAAAAGAAAAGAAGAAGAAAAUGAAUAGAAAG